UCCUCCGAGAAAUCGAAAAUGCUGAGUAAAGACCCCUCCCUCUCUAAAACCCUAAACCCCUCUCUCUUCCUCCUCACGCCAUUCUCCAAUCCUCUCCGCAAAACCCUAACCCUAAAACCCUUCACCAGGGCCCCCAAAACCCUCUCCAUCAGCUCAUCCUCCCAAUUCCAGCUAAAUUCCGACCCCAAUUUCACAUUUUCCCGCCAAAUUCCCCAUCUACGGCGGGACCUCCGCUCGUUCGCCGGCCGGAGCAAGAAGAAGGCCGGAGGCGGACCGUCGCCGGGCCGAAUCGAGGGUAACGCGGAUUCUCGCCGGGAGGUGAGGGAAAAUGCUCGCCGGAAAAGCAAAAGGCUCGCCGAGUCCAAUUUCUAUCGGCUCAAGAACCAGAGCCGGAAGUACGCCGAUAACUUCACCGAGGACGAGCUCCAGCAAAUCGGGCUCGGGUAUGACCGGAUGGUCCGGUUCAUGGAGAAGGACGACCCCAAUUUGCGCCACCCGCAUGACUGGUACAAGUACGGAGAAUUCGGGCCGUAUUCCUGGCGCGGGGUCGUCGUCGGCCAACCGGUGCGGGGAAGGUUUACCGACGAGAGGGUGACGAUUAUUGGGGAAGUAAAGGACCAGGAGGAGUGGGAAAAGAUUGAGCAAUUUGAGAUGAGCCAAGAUUUUGGGAAGAGAUUGGGGCAAUUGGAUAGAAGCAAAGGGAGGAAGUACUUUUGGGUGUUUGUGAGGCACCCGAGGUGGCGGCUUUCGGAUUUUCCGUGGCAGCAGUGGACUUUGGUGUGUGAGGUGGUGGUGGAAGGCGAAAAGCAGAGGCUGGACAAGUGGAGUUUGAUGGGCAGGCUUGGGAAUUUGACUAGAUCUUUGAUAACAAAGUGUGCAGCUUGGUUUAGACCCGAUAUUAUAUAUGUGAAGAGGCCAGUUUAUCAGUGUAGGUUCGAGCCUCAGGACGAUUUUUUCAAGGUGUUGACCCCAUUUCUUGAUCCGAAAACGGAGGAGGAUUACUUGUUUGAGCUGGAGAGAGCUGAUGGGAGUGUUGAAAUGUGCACUUACUUUGGUGGGUUGUGUAAGAUUGUGAAGGUGAAUCAGAAGGCGAUUGUGGAUGAUGUGGUGAAGGGUUUUGAGAAGUUGAGUGAUGAGGAGAAGUCAAGGUGUUUGGGGUUUUUGCUGAAGAAUCAUCCGGUUCAGUUGUUGCAUCCGUAUACGAAGGAGUGGAAGGCCAAGUUGGAGGAGUGGGAGUUGGGUUGUGAUGCACCGGAUGAUGAUAAUGAGGGCAGCGGCAUCAAUGUGGCCGAGAAGGAGUUUACAGAGUGGGUUGAGGAUGACGAGGUUGAUAAUGAGGAGGAUAAUGUUGUUAUGGAAAUGGAAGAUGGUGAUGAGAGUGAAUUUGAGGAUGAUGAUGAGGAGGAAGAUGACGGAGACGAUGAAUUGGGAGUUGAUGCGGAAGAGUUGAGUGAAGAAGAGGAUGAGAAGUACUGGGAGGAGGAGUUUGAAAAGGCGGUGAGUAGCUCGGAUGCAAUGGAAAAGCUAGCAAAACAGAGUGUAGAGGCAACUACGGAGUACUAUAAGAAGCAAUUGAGGACAAUGGAAGGGUACAAAAAUCAAAACUUGGAGGACGACGAAGAUGGUGAUGGUGAUGAAACCGCCAUGAGGGGAAAACGACCGACAGUGAGUGCUGAAGAAUGGAAGGUAGCUGGCUAUGGUCCAUGGAGGAAAAGGAUCAAGAAGAGUAAGAUUCCUCCGCAGCUGUUUUUGCGAGCAGCGGUUCGACCCUUCACUUACAGAAAUCUUGUGAAGGAGAUAGUUUUGACUAGGCAUGGAAUUGUGGAUGGUGAUUUUUGAGGAAAGACUUGAAGAAGCAUUUGCAUUUCUUGAAAUUUGCCUCUUGUUCGGAUGACUGUAUCGACUAGUUUUUAGCACAUUGCAGAGAGUAGAUGUAUCUUACUGAAUCAAUCUCAAUGAAAUUUGAUGUAUUUAAAAUUCGUUGAGGCGCAUUCUGCCCAACCUUUGAAUCAA
Pyrus x bretschneideri (Chinese white pear) is the source of this 2013-nucleotide messenger RNA. RefSeq lists its product as uncharacterized. The record is from RefSeq and is a predicted model, not a curated record. Lineage: Eukaryota; Viridiplantae; Streptophyta; Magnoliopsida; Rosales; Rosaceae. Bases 19 to 1839 code for a protein of 606 amino acids. The transcript has a single exon.